Molecule: messenger RNA, 2393 nt
Organism: Mollisia scopiformis
Lineage: Eukaryota; Fungi; Ascomycota; Leotiomycetes; Helotiales; Mollisiaceae
Exons: 3
Coding region: 177-2231 (684 amino acids)
Biological process (GO): monoatomic ion transport; transmembrane transport
Cellular component (GO): membrane
Molecular function (GO): monoatomic ion channel activity
Source: RefSeq, a predicted model, not a curated record
GUCUAGACUUGCAUUGUAUGAAAACUUCGACAACAACCAGCAUGUUCGGAGCUGGUCGAGGGGUGUGCUCAGUCCUUGAAUAAUCCUACCAAAUCGUAUCAUACACUCUGCCCAAUUCCUCACAACCACCCAAUGUCCUUCCGGGUUUCGCGUCUCCUCUCAUUAAUAUUCUCGAAAUGACGCCUCCAAGCUCACCAAUUGGGGAUAUGAAAGUUAGGAAACUGCCUGCGAUUGGCCCCAAAGAUCCAUUUGUCAACGUGGUCAAAGUAUUAUCGAACUAUAUGGUCGACGAGAUCGCAUUGCCUUCAACUUUCGAACAACUACGAACGACCUCUGCUGGAAACAAGAUUCGAAUACUCGUGGACCAUCUCGUUCUGAAUGUCACAAAUCCUUGCUUGAUCAACGCUUUACUAACCUUGAAAUGGCACUUCUCUACUUUGGCCGAGGACGACCGUGGAGUCAACGACACAAGGGCGAACGCAUGCGAGAUAGUCUCAUGGCGAUUCUUGGCUCGGAUAUCAGAACGAGACGCGAUGGACUUUUGUCUCUUCGAAUUACCACAGAUUCGGGAGGUGGAAGCAUGCGCCAAUGCAGAUGCGAAUGAACGGACAAGCCUUCUGCCACAAUUUCGACCGAAUACACCUAUGACACCUACAAGACCGGGAAGUAAGAGGGUGGAACUGCUCCGAUCAGUCUCGAAUAUUGGCAUCCCCGCUGAAGAGCAAAACCAAGAUGAGGAUGAAGGAGAUCCAACUUCGGCCUUUACUGGACUUAAUGGUCUAGAGAUUGCUGCUGUGGCAGAUUGCAAGAAGUUCCUCAGUCAGAAGGUUGUACAGAAGAUUGUUCAUGGAAUAUGGAGAGGCGACAUCACAUUCUGGCAGGACUUGGGAGCACACACGACGAAGAAGCCACAGUUUUAUAACCAGAGGCACUCGGACUACUUUACACGAUUGAGAGUCCCAUUGUACCAAAAGACUUUCGAAGUUCUCUUCUUUGCAACAUUUCUGUUCCUCUACUACGCGGUACUCGUGGAGCGAAAUCCAUAUCAUAUCACUCCUCUUGAAGCCGUUCUUUACAUCUGGUUCGCGGCCUUUGCCUACGAUGAGCUCAGCGAAUUCAUCGAUGCUGGGUCCAUCUUCUACGCUGUCGACAUAUGGAACGGCGCUGAUCUCAUCAUUAUUUUGAUUGGGGUCGCCUUUUUGAUCACUCGAGCUAUUGGUCUCAUUAAAGACGACGGACAGAUAAUCGACCAUGCAUUCGACAUUUUAUCUUUGGAGGCUCUCUUCAUGGUACCACGUAUUUGCUCGCUCUUGAGCUUGCAUCCCUAUUUUGGCACUCUGAUUCCUUGUUUAAAAGAGAUGGCAAAGGAUUUCGUCAAGUUCAUGGUCGUUGUGGCUGUCCUAUAUGUUGGCUUUCUUACGACAUUCACCCUUCUGGCUCGGGAUUCAUUCAGCUUGGGUGAUAUGAGUUGGAUACUGAUCAAAGUCUUUUUCGGCUCCAGCUAUCUAGGAUUUGAUAUCAUGAGGGACAUCAAUCCGUUACUUGGUCCCCCAUUGAUGCUGGUAUUUGUCUGUAUGACAAACAUUCUGCUGAUCACAUCAUUGAUCAGUAUUCUGAGUGAUAGCUUUUCGAAAGUCAUUGCUCAUGCUAGGGAGGAAUAUUUGUUUGUCUAUUCAGUGUACGUUUUGGAAGCCUCAACCAGCAAUAGACUAACCCACUUCUACCCGCCAUUCAACCUUAUACCACUAAUUCUCAUUCGACCUCUUCGGCUUUUCAUGCCCGCUGACAAGUUGAGAACGACCCGGAUAUUCCUUCUCAAAGCUACUCAUCUACCGAUUAUUGGAGCGAUAUGGGUAUUCGAAACCGCUUACGAGAGUAUCAAAGGACAUACUCCUAUGUUUGCAACUAUGGGUCCGGCCUCUGAGCAGUUAACCAGCGAGAGCACCAUUCCCUCAAAGAAACCUCGACCAUUCCUAUCGAAUCGAGCAUCAGCGAAUACAGCUUCUCAGCACUUUCCAGAACCACGGAAUGAUGAUGGACCCGCCUCAUGCUGUCAGGACCCCUUUGAUGACCCAGUGAAAGGCAAGAAGGAGGGCGAGAGAGCAGUUUCACUGCCAGUAGAUAACCCUGAGCUCAAUGGGCUAAAGGCUCAGGUUGAGGAUCUGAGCAGCAAGAUUGCAGAGUUGACGGCCUUGAUCAUGGCGCAGCAGGGGACGGAAGGUCAGGAAUGAGAUGCUCUUUACGAAGAUUGCAUGUUUAGCAGUGUGCUGCAAUUGUAGAUAUGUACAUAUGGGUCGAGCAUUGGACAGGUUGUUCCAGGCGUUGGUUAAGUUAGCAUUGAUGAGGAAUUGCAAAAGUCUUGAUUUUGGGUUAGACCAGAAAUUAUAUACCAG